GCCUCCACAGGCGCGAGACUGUCUCGGCCUUCCAUUCGUGCAUCCGCGCCGUCAAACGCAUCGACUGCUCUGCCAACGCGCGCACGCGGGCUCGACUGACGCCUGUCAACUCACGCUCGAGCAUCAAACGAGAUCGCAGGGCGCCGCGCAAGACCUGCAGCGCCGCUAGGUCGUACGGAACGAUGUGCGAGGACAAGCAGAGGACUGGGCCGCGUAUGUGGGAAUAUAAAAUCGGUAAGUUCACACCCAUCUCGUUCACAAAACAGACGAUGAGACGCGUGCACUUGCAUUGCGACUGGGCAGGCCGGGUCCGUCCAUCUCUGUGUGGAACGUGGACGACGACCUGUUCUUCGAUAACGAUGCGCCACGUCUCGCGCCCGUCAUCGUCCUGUGACGAUAACGCACCUCCAUGCGGCGGCGGGGUACGCGCUGACAAUCAGACGGUGCUCUCGCAAGCACUUCGAGGCAUCGAGGCCUCGACGCGAUGCAGGGAAGAUCCGAACGUCGCAGGGGACGAUCCGCACGAACACGGGCUUCCAAGCUCGAGACGUGCCGCGAUGGCCCAGAGCAGACGUUCUGCGGCGCGAAUGCGUCAGGUUCGUUGCUUCGCGUGUCAUGUACGAGUCAUGCUUACAGAGGAAGUCCGAGUCAUCGGGGUGAGCAGAGCAUCCUCUCCAAAGCUCUCACGGCAUUAUGCGUUCUCAGUUCACGCAUGCGAUAGAAGCGCACUCCCGUCGAGGUUCGAACGUGCGGUGUUGCGCCUCGUCCCGCGGACAGAUGGCCGUUCUCGACGUGUGGUGGGCGAAGCGGCUCGCGUGUGCGCGGCCCGGGUGCUUUGCAUUUCCUUUGGAUUUCUUAUUGUGUUACACAACUACUGUACAUGGUGAAUACACUGCAUGGCGAUCCGGGAUCUAUCUGGUGUGACGGUCAGAUGCGGGCCUUGGGGUGCUUGUGGAAGGUACGGAUGGCGAUCCGCGAGGGGCGUAGCCCGUCGGUUGACGGGACUGCAUGCAAACGGUGUCGGACGCCCGGCGCAUGAAAUGCGGACUCGGGGGGAGCGUGGAGGCCCUACUGACAGGACCGACCGAUGCGCGGUGG
Messenger RNA from Laetiporus sulphureus 93-53, 1098 nucleotides. RefSeq lists its product as uncharacterized. The coding region runs from base 183 to 887 and encodes 234 amino acids. NCBI's taxonomy places the organism in Eukaryota, Fungi, Basidiomycota, Agaricomycetes, Polyporales, Laetiporaceae. The record is from RefSeq and is a predicted model, not a curated record. The transcript has a single exon.